Molecule: messenger RNA, 1779 nt
Organism: Rasamsonia emersonii CBS 393.64
Lineage: Eukaryota; Fungi; Ascomycota; Eurotiomycetes; Eurotiales; Trichocomaceae
Product: clr-1
Exons: 3
Coding region: 1-1779 (592 amino acids)
Biological process (GO): regulation of DNA-templated transcription
Molecular function (GO): DNA-binding transcription factor activity, RNA polymerase II-specific; zinc ion binding
Source: RefSeq, a predicted model, not a curated record
AUGUCGGCAACGGGCUCGGAAUCGCUGCAGCCGCCUGCUCGCGCAAAGAGGCCUGUCACUCAUGGCAUGUCGUAUCCCCGGAAGCGCGCCGUGUCGGCCUGCCAGCUGUGCCGGCGCCGCAAGACCAAGUGCGACAACGUGCGGCCCACGUGCGGCUUCUGCGCCAGCAUUGGCGCGACGUGCGUCUAUCAGGCCUCUCAUACGGAUUAUUCCUCAUUCGACCCCGCCAGCCUGGUCCUGCUGGAGCGGAUCAACCACGUCGUGGCGCUCCUGGAGAGCGGCCGCGCUGCCCGUCCGGAGCCAGCGACCUUGCCCGACCAGCACACCACGGCAGACAUCCUGCCAGACGCGCUGGAGAUCCCCGCUCGAUGCAAUCUCUCGUGCCGCGUCCUGAAGUGGCCCAUCCUCCAAGACUGCGGGUUCGAUCCGGACGCCCUGGACUCGUUGUUUGCAUUGGAGCCGGAGACUGCGCCACCGGGUCUCGAGCGAUCCCAAGGCGUCGUGGAGGAGGAUAUCCCCGCCCACGUCCGGCGGUUCCUGACCAACGUCCACACCAAAAAUCCCGUCGUCGAUCACCGCCAGUUGACCCGGGAUGCCCGCCACAUCGCCGAACACGGGCUCUCGUGGAACGCGCCCACCUGCAUCGUGGUACGUGCGCAGCAGUCCUCAUCGGAUCGUGUCAGGAGACUCGCUGACCAGGCCCCCCAGCUGCUGGCAUGUGCGCUCGGCAUUCUCUCGCAACCCUUCCGCCGGACGACGGUGUCGCAGCCGCGGGAACCGACGGCGGAUCGUGCCCUGGCCGAUGCGUACUAUGCGGCAGCCCGCAAACGCAUCGGCCUGCUGGACCCGUCCUCGCUGUCGUACCUGCAGGCGCGCUUCCUGUCGGGCGUCUAUGAAAUGUACACGCUCCGCCCCUUGGACGCAUGGCAUUCGUUCCACUCCGCAUGCAGCGCCAUGCAGCUGUAUCUGCAGAAAAGGGCACCAGGAAACGAUGAGAUCCGGGAUCUAGAGCAGCGCGUGUAUUGGUCCUGUUUGAAAUCCGAAUGUGAACUCCGCACCGAAAUCAACCUCGCGUCGUCGAGGAUCGCGGAACUGCGCUUCACCGAAGAGUUCCCCACGCCCCCCGUCGAGUCCGUCGAGACACCGGAGGAAUUCCCGCUCGAGGAGAGCUGGUACUACUACCUGACCGAGAUCUCCCAGCGGCACAUCCUGGACCGCAUCAUGAACGCCUUCUACGCCGAGGAAGACGACCGUCGAUGGCUCGACGCGUCCCCCGAGGCCAUGGUCCGGAUGGCGUCGGAACUGGAGCGCCAGCACGUCCUGGCCUUGGCCAAUCUGCCCAGCUGGCUGCGAUACGACGAGGGCCAGCCGGAAGACUGCGAACUGCCGUUUUUCCUCCACUGUCGCAUCUUCUACGUGCAGGAAUGCCUGUUCCGGCCGUUCCUGUUCCGCGUCAUCCAUUCCCCAGUCCCUCAGCCGCCCGCCAUCCAGGACUUCGCCCAGCGCUGUGUCGAAGCAUCCUACAACAACGCCCGGUGCGUCACGCUGCAGCACCGCCAUCACGGCAGCUGGUUCAUGGGCCGCGCGGCCUUCCGCUGCGGCCUGUCCCUCCUGGCGGCCGCGCACAGCGGCAAGGUCGAGAUGCCCCCAGACUGGCGACAGUGUGUGGAGACCGCCCUGGUGACGACGGAAUUCUGGGGCGAGGAAGCCGUUGAUCUCCGCAAGCUGGGCCGGAUCUUCCGGACCAUCUACGAGCGACUAUCCAAGAACGUGGAUUGA